AUGAUGAAGGAUUGCAUUGAGUAUUCCAAGGGAUGUGAGGCUUGUCAAAGGCAUGGUCCAAUCCAGCAGGCCCCUUCAGUCCCUAUGAAUCCAGUAGUCAAGCCAUGGCCUUUCAAAGGAUGGGUAAUGGAUCUCAUUGGCAAGAUUUAUCUGGCCAGUAGCAAACAACACUGCUUCAUCAUUGUAGCCACAUACUAUUUCACUAAAUGGGUGGAAGCCAAGCCUGUUAAAUCCAUUACAUCUCAAGAGAUCAUCACCUUCAUAGAAGAACAGAUUAUCCAAAGAUUUGGCAUUCCAGAAUCAAUCACAACAGACAGAGGAUCUUCUUUCAUAUCCGAAGAAAUGCUAGAUAUGACUUCAAAGAGAGAAGCAACUGGCAUGACCCCAUAUGCUCUAACUUAUGGUCAUGAUGCAAUUCUGCCUAUGGAAAUAGCAAUCCAAUCUCUCAGAAUUGCUCAACAACACAAUCUGACUAGAUCAGACUACUCUCAAGCCAUGUUGCUAGAACUAGAAGGAUUGGAUGCAAGUAGAAUUGAUAUCCUCAACAAACUCUUAGCAGGAAAAUAG
Prunus dulcis (almond) is the source of this 567-nucleotide messenger RNA. RefSeq lists its product as uncharacterized. Gene Ontology annotation, biological process: DNA integration. NCBI's taxonomy places the organism in Eukaryota, Viridiplantae, Streptophyta, Magnoliopsida, Rosales, Rosaceae. The record is from RefSeq and is a predicted model, not a curated record. Gene Ontology annotation, molecular function: nucleic acid binding. Bases 1 to 567 code for a protein of 188 amino acids. The transcript is spliced from 2 exons.